AUGAGUGUGUACGGGAUAUCAGGAGGUGGCGAGUCAGACGUGAUAUCGCGUCGGCUGCGCGAUGCCGAAAGAGCCCGCGCCGACGCAGAGCGGGCCCACGCCGAUGCGCUGGCGCAGCUGCGCACAGCACAGCGCUCACCGCUCGAUUCGCACAAUGUCGAACAAUUGCAGUCAAAAGUCGCUGCCCUAGAAACAGUAAGAUGCGAAGAAUUGCAGCUAGAGUUAUCAUCAGCGAUGCGCGCAAGGGGUACGUCUACAACGGCGACGUGGUCUAUGUCCGCGCAACCGGCUUCCGAAAUCGAAAGGAUCAUGGCAAAAAUUGAGCAGGACAAUCGGAUUCUUGCCGAACUAGAACACACUAGAUCAACAACUCAUGGUAUACAACAGAGCGGUUCCAAUCAGGCAUUAGGAGAAUUCCAUUCACCAACGCCAUCUCCACUACCUCACUCCUACACGAGCACGGGUCAUAACAUUUCGCUGUGUCAGAGCAACACAAUGCCAACACUUUCGUCCUUACACGCCACAGCACACUUCACUGCGCCUAGCUCCAACUCAGUAGCAUAUUCUAUGAGCGCCCAUAACCCUACUUCAUACACGAACCCCGUAUCAGUUUCCUACGGUCUCUCUAACCCGCAUCAAGUAACAUUUUCUAAUCCAGUGACGGCACCGCUUGUUAAUAAUAUUAACCAAAUAUCCAGCACUCUGGCGGGGCUGCAAUCGAAUCUGCAAAAUUUAUCUGGAAACGUGUCAGGCAUGACAUUAGGAAAUACUCUGGCUGGAGCGCCGAUGACCGGUACCAUAGCGGGUACUGGUUUAAGCAGUUGUCUGAACACCAUACCGACGAGUCUGUCCAGCGGAUUGACGAGUACCCUGGCAGGCCUUCAGUCGAGUCUUACGGGAGCACUUGGCAACACACUUAGCAAUUUGACUGGGGGAACGCAGAUUGGAGGGCUAAACCCAAAUCUAACGAACACCAAUGUCUAUGGAACGGGAACUGGAACUUAUACAAAUCCUCUUUUAACUAGUGGCUUAGGUACGAAUGCUAUGAAUAUUAAACUUAAGCCGAUGGAUGAAAUAGAUUUGGGUCUAGGUAGAUAUGGAACAAAUAAUCCCGCCAUGAUUCGGGCGGUGACACCGGUGACUCCUCAUCAACCGUCGUGGAAUUUAGGAUUAGAUAGUCAAUAUCCAGAUAGACUGGCCGGUUUAGAGUCAUCGUUAUACCAUGACCGUGGACCGAGGAAUAUGAGACUCUUACCGAAUAACAUGUUGGAUAUCGAUGUUCGAAAUACGCAUUAUAUGAAUGGCGGCGGACCAACUGAAGCUCAAGUAGAUAUGUUGGAUAUACCGGGAAAAGGGCGGUGUUGUGUUUAUAUAGCUCGAUUUUCAUACGAUCCACCAGAAAUUGAAAGCGCUGAAGGUGAGCUAUCAAUAUGUUCCGGAGAUUAUCUAUUGGUCUGGGGUCCUCCAGAUCCAAAUGCAACGAUGCUCGACGCUGAAUUAUUAGACGGUCGUCGUGGACUCGUUCCUGCAAAUUUUGUUCAGAGAUUAGUAGGAGAUGACCUCUUAGAGUUCCAUCAGGCUGUAGUUGCUACUUUACGAGACGCUGAUGAGACAGCAACUACGGCCGUCAGUGAUUUAUCUCUCAGCCGAGAUGUAGCUCGUCUCAGUGAGGUGGCCGAUGUUACGGAUGGAUCUGAAGAUGACGACAACGUUCCUGCUCCGCGUCAGCUAACACUCGAGCGGCAGCUGAACAAGUCGGUUCUGAUCGGUUGGACCGCACCGGAAGGGGUCCAGCAAGCGAACAUUGAGAGCUACCACGUCUAUGUUGACGGCGUCUUGAAGACGACGGUCAAGGCUACGGAGCGCACUCGUGCUUUAGUAGAGGGCGUAGAUUCAAAUCGACCACAUCGAAUCAGUGUUCGUUCGGUGACUGUGACCCGUCGUACGUCCCGAGACGCGGCAUGCACGAUGGUAAUUGGCAGAGACACGGCAAAUAUGGGUCCCACCUGCGUCAGAGCAAGCGGGGUUACAUGUUCACAAGCUGUGAUAUCGUGGCUGCCAGCAAAUUCUAAUCACCAGCACGUCGUUUGCGUGAACAACGUAGAAGUUCGAACCGUGAAGCCGGGUGUUUACCGUCACACCAUAACCGGUCUUUCACCGAGUACGCAAUAUCGUGUAACAGUAAGGGCAAAGCACCUGCGAGCCGGGCCUCCUUCCGGAGUACCCAUUGAAGAGGCUCCCGGAGCUUACACCGAUUUCAGGACUCUACCCAAAGGACUUCCCGAUCCGCCGAAUGAAAUCAUGGUGGAAGCUGGGCCGCAAGAUGGUACACUGCUUGUGACGUGGCAGCCAGUGCUUCGCCCUCCCGCUUCAGGGCCCGUCACUGGAUAUGCUGUUUACGCGGACGGGAAGAAGGUGACCGACGUAGACUCUCCGACCGGAGAUCACGCUCUCAUCGAUAUUGGCAAACUGCUCGGCCUCAAUCCCAAAUGCGUCACCGUUCGCACAAAAUCUCGCGACAGCCAGUCUAGCGACAGCGCGCCGACGCCUAUCCCACCGGCCGUCCUUCGAGGUGUAGUAUCAAGGGUACAGAGAGUCCCACCGGGUCAGGUGUUAAGCCAACCGGCACCACCCGGGUAUCGGGCGCAACGGCCUCAAGCGUAUCAACAGCAACAACAAGUUAUUGAACAUGACGAAAAUCUUUCUGAUAAGGAAAUAUUUCCCACGGCUAAUCGCCACGACCAGCAACAGCAAGCUCAGCAAUCGGGGAUACCGGCCAUCGAAAUCACUAAAGAGGGAGCCCAGGAGCAGAUGAGCGAGGAGGAGGACUCGUCGCGGCGUCGACACCAGGUCUGCGAUCUCUCCUUGCCAUCGAUGUGCUCUUCAUGUGCUAACACUUUCACUUUGCUCUCUUCUAAGUGUGUGUCGGUUAAUCACGAUGUUCCACUUCUGUUGUCUGUGUGUUCCACUUCUCUCUGGUACACAACACGAUCACGUCCAACACGACCCGAUUACGAAGACGCGUCACUCGCAAGCCCCAGGGAACUACCGACAGAGCACGAAACACACUCAUUAAAGCAUCAGCAGCCGUCCCAACCUGCACAAGCGUCGCAGCAGCCUUCGGGUCAGCCGUACCCGAAUACACCAGCCUUCCAUGGCACGCAGCAACCCCCCUUUCAACAGGGCGCCCAGCUCCCAAGUAACCAAGCCAACCAAUACCCCGGCCAACAGCAGCAGUAUCAAAACCCGCCUCCCAGGAAUCAUCAUGAACGAGGCCGUCCUCCUAAUCCACAUCAGCAACAAGCUCAACAAGGUCCCAUGCCACCAUAUGGUCCCAGAGGUGGACCACCUCCAGGCCUUCGUGGACCUCCACCCGCUGGCGGCCGACCUCCUCCUCAAGGACAUCCUCAAUCUAAAAGAGGCCGCUAUUUCAUCGCCCUAUUCGACUACGACCCUGCUACUAUGAGUCCUAAUCCUGAAAGCUGCGACGAAGAACUGCCCUUCAGCGAAGGGGAUACUAUAAAGGUGUGGGGUGACAAAGACGCCGACGGUUUCUACUGGGGCGAGUGUCGAGGUCGUCGGGGCUACGUACCCCAUAACAUGGUGGUCGAAGUAUCUGAACAAGAGGCGACCGGUCAAGUCUCAGCUAAGCCCCGGGACAGAUGGACAGACGCCUAUGCAAACCAGCCCGUGCGUCGGAUGAUAGCCAUGUACGAUUACGACCCUCAGGAACUAAGCCCUAAUGUUGACGCCGAUGCAGAGCUGAGCUUUCAAACUGGUCAAAUUAUACACGUGUACGGUGAGAUGGACGACGACGGCUUCUACAUGGCAGAAAUUGAAGGCGUCCGAGGGCUUGUGCCCAGCAAUUUCUUGACCGACGCCAAUGAUCAGUACGCGCCGGCGGGUUCGAGCAGUCAAGUGCCACCUGGUGGUCGAAUGGGUCCUAGCACAAGCGCUCCCGGUGGCGGUCCAGGUCGCGGCAGAGGAGCACCUCCCGGACCAGGGGCACGCGGUCCCCCACCUCCUCCGAGGGAUAACGUAGCCCCACAGCAGAGGAACCACCAUCGGAAAGCAGAUGCCUGCCCUCUUCCCCCUUCUCAGUUAGACCACAACACAAGCGCCAGUAAUCCAGAACAGGCGAAUUCUCAGGCGAGGGCGAAAGGCGUGUCGAGCGCUCAAGUGGCGAGCACGAUCGCUCGCACGACCGCUGGUAACGCGAGCACCCCACCAGUUCAGUCGCCGGGCACCACCGCGUCACUCCAAGCGAUGCCACCGGUGGGCACCACCACCGCCGUCAGCACUUCCCCGGCCCGUCGCGGCGGACCCACCGUAGUCCCGGCACCCACGGCCCAACCCUUACAGCAGGCGCAGCCGGAGCAACAGCCUCCCACCUCACAACCGAACCUCAUGCAAAAAUUCACCGAAAUGACCGCACCAGGAGGCGACAUACUCAGCAAGGGCAAGGAGCUAAUCUUCAUGAAAUUCGGCCUCGGCGGCAAAUAA
This is a messenger RNA of Leptosia nina, 4503 nucleotides long. The record is from the annotation of a GenBank genome assembly. Lineage: Eukaryota; Metazoa; Arthropoda; Insecta; Lepidoptera; Pieridae.